GACGUCAUUACACAUCCCGGGAAGGCGCCGGAAGUGAGUCUCUGGUGGUGUUUCAGUCCGCUGGACGCGAGGUUUUCACUGCGGCUUCAAAACUGGAGAAAAUGGCGGUAGAGUCCCGGGUGACGCAGGAGGAGAUUAAGAAAGAACCGGAGAAACCGAUUGACCGGGAGAAGACUUGUCCUCUUCUGCUGAGGGUAUUUACGACAAACAAUGGGAGACAUCACAGAAUGGAUGAAUUCAACCGGGGAAACGUCCCGUCCAGCGAGUUACAGAUCUAUACGUGGAUGGAUGCUACUCUGAAAGAGCUCACCAGCUUGGUGAAAGAAGUCUACCCAGAGGCCCGUAAAAAGGGCACACACUUCAACUUUGCUAUUGUUUAUCCAGACCCCAAACGGCCGGGCUACAGGGUAAAGGAAAUCGGCAGCACAAUUUCAGGAAGAAAGGGAUCAGAUGAUGCCAUGACAUUACAAUCACAGAGGUUCCAAAUCGGAGAUUACCUAGACAUAGCAAUAACGCCUCCCAACAGAGCUCCACCUCCAUCUGGACGUAUGAGACCCUACUGAUUUUGUUUUUUAAAGACUUUUAUUUUUUUUCUAGAGAACAUCAGCCAUUGGAAUAUUAGUGUGUCCCCUGCCCCCACCCCUCCCACUGACAUUUUUUUUUUGUCUUUCAGUUUAUUCUGUAUAAAAUCUUGAUCAGUGA
Messenger RNA from Bufo bufo (common toad), 702 nucleotides. It is a transcript of the gene SAP18, whose product is annotated as Sin3A associated protein 18. Gene Ontology annotation, molecular function: transcription corepressor activity; transcription factor binding. NCBI's taxonomy places the organism in Eukaryota, Metazoa, Chordata, Amphibia, Anura, Bufonidae. The record is from RefSeq and is a predicted model, not a curated record. The transcript is spliced from 4 exons. Gene Ontology annotation, biological process: negative regulation of DNA-templated transcription. The coding region runs from base 102 to 563 and encodes 153 amino acids. Gene Ontology annotation, cellular component: nucleus.